CGACUGCUUCUGCCAUGGGACGUCCACUGGCGUCCAGACCUCCGGAUCACCAGGAGGGACCAAAUUCACGCAGCAAGUGCAUUCCCUUUAUUUGUCCUGACAGGAUGACCAACAACAUUACAUGUUGGAACCACUACGCCAACCUCAGCCAUCACUGCCGCCAGGCUAACACGACUCAAGUUGUCAUGGAGACUAACUUAAUCCAGUGGGAUUGGAUGGAGAAGAGCAUGGGUGUUUGGACCUCACCUGAGCCACCUGACCCUGACUUCCUUCUCAUGAGACUGCUGGCCUGACAGGAGGAAUGGCAGAGGAAGCUCCAGAAUGACUGACAGCCGGGCGGAGGUGACAGGGAGGAUGCAGCGGCUGUCUCCCUCGGUCCUGUCGGUCAGUCAGCCUCUCCGUCUGUGGAUAUCAGCCGCUAAAACACUUGAAAACAUCAGCAAAGGAGCAAAAAGUCUGAGAGGUUAACUUGUUUUCCAGUCGAAUCACAGCUACAGGAGAAGGUCUGACCUCUGCCUUGAGCAAUCAUGAGUGUUGUCAGAGAAUUGCACGGGAUCGGGUACAGGGGUGGUGGAGGGGUUGUGGCCUCUCUGAACGGUCCCGCCCACUUUACCGAAGAUGCACCACGACCUCCAGUUCCUGGUGAGGAAGGGACUGACCUGGACCCCCCGGUCCAGUCAGUCAGCAACCGUCCAAACGCCCUAAACCAACCCCAAGGCCACCCCUUGUCAUCUAAAAUGGGGGAUCCAUCAAGCUACUCGCCCUCUUCAUCGUCUGCAACUCCACGUCGCCCUGACCUGGACUUGGGCUAUGAACCCGAGGGCUCAGCCUCUCCGACUCCACCGUAUCUGAAGUGGGCUGAAUCGCUACACUCUCUCCUAGAUGACCAGGAAGGUACCCAGCUGUUCAGAUCCUUCCUGUGCCAGGAAGGGUGCGAAGACCUAGUUGACUUUUGGUUUGCGUGCUCGGGAUUCAGGAAGACCAGCCAGGAGAAAAGGCCCAAACUGGCUAAGGCCAUCUACAGGAAAUACAUCAUAGAUGGAAGUGGGAUCGUCUCCAGGCAGAUCAAAGCAGCUACUAAGAGCUUCAUCAGAGACUGUGUGGGAAAGCAGCAUCCAGACCCUGCCAUGUUUGAACAGGCUCAGACGGAGAUCCAGGCCAUGAUGGAGGAGAACACCUACCCUUUGUUUCUCAAAUCUGAUCUGUAUUUGGAGUACACUCGGACAGGAGGAGAGAGCCCCAAGCCUAAUCCCAGUGAUCAAAGCCCUUCAUCAGGGCCAGUCAAGUCUCUGGCGGGGUACUUGCCUACUCUUGAGGAGGAUGAGGAGUGGAGGUGUGGAAGUGGAGGAGGGAUGAGGGAGGAAGAAGAAGAGAAGGACGAGGAGUGUGGAGAUACACCAGCUGGUAGGCUGACCCACAGCCUGCUGAUGCAGACGGCACCACAGAGAGCCUCGACCAGCAGGAGGAGACAGGACAGCAGGGAGUACAGACCGUGGCGAGAGCCGGUAAACCCCUACUACGCGAACAUGGGCUAUGCUCGCGCUCCAGCCACCAGCGCCAACGACAGCGAGCAGCAGAGCAUGUCAAGUGACGCAGACACACUGUCACUGACCGACAGCAGUGUAGAUGGUAUUCCUCCUUACAGAUAUCGGAAGCAGCAUCGUAAAGAGAUGCACGAAAGUGCCAAAGCCAACGGCCGUGUGCCCCUACCUCAUAUACCUCGUACGUAUCGCAUGCCAAAGGACAUCCACGUAGAGCCGGAGAGGUUUGCAGCAGAGCUCAUCAGCAGGCUGGAGAAUGUUCUCCGAGAAAGAGAGGCUCAGGAAAGACUYGAAGAGAGGCUGAAGAGAGUACGACUGGAAGAAGAAGGGGAGGAUGCUGACGUCUCCAUGACAACCUCCAUGUCUUCUCAUAGCAUACCACUCACCCUCCCCUCAUCGUUUCCACCUCUAUAUGGUGCCCGUUACUCAGAGACCACUGCUAACACAGGGACAGCCGCCACUUACGGCGGCCUGGUUGCCAUCGAGGACUCCCACGAAGUCGACCCCGAGUCCAUCUUGGACGAGCACGUGCAGCGGGUGAUGAAGACGCCAGGCUGCCAGUCGCCGGGGGCGACCAACGGCAGUUUGGGGGGAGGAGGUCGGCACACUCCGCCGAAAUCAUCCCGCUCACCCGACGGAGGAAUCGGGCCUCCUCACUACUCAGCACACCGAGGCGCGGGGCACAGUUUGCCUGCUGCUGGGGUCAAAGGUGUGUAUCAUCAUAAGCAGCUAUACCACCACAGAGGAAGAGAGGGGCAGGAAGAGGCAGGCUCCAGGUCUCAGGCUAGCCUCAUGUGGAACGGAGAUCCAGCCAAUCAAUACAUGGCGAGAAGAAACUACGCAGACGGAGCUGGCGCCAGCACUCUGGAAGGGAUGGGUUACAGUAGCAAAGGUAGCACGAUGUCAAGGCGAGGCUGUAAGAAGACCGAGUCGUCAGGGAAAGGUGAGGAGAGUGGGCGUGGCCUGGAAACCCAGGUUCCCCUGGAGGACAUGGAAAGAAACCAGAAGAUUAUGCAGUGGAUGAUGGAUGGAGACAAACAAAGGAAGAGUUCUCAUGGCGGCAGCACAAGCAGCUCCAGGAGGACGGGAACCAGCAUCGAGACGCCACGUCCAACUUCAGUGGAGCGACCCGGAGCUGUGCACCCUUGGGUGUCCGCCCAGCUGCGUAACAAUCCCUCCUCCGUGUCCACAGCUAUCCCUAGCUCUUCAUCCACUCAGGUUCAGCCUUCGCAUCCUUUCAUUCAGGACCCGGCUAUGCCCCCCAACCCAGCUCCCAACCCCCUCACUCAGCUGGAGGAGGCUAGGAGGAGGCUGGAGGAGGAGAGGAGGAGGGCCGCAUUGCUGCAGGCCAAGCAGAAGCAUAAAUCUGGAAAACGACAAGUAUGUGAGAACAUGACGGUGGCGUACUACUUCUGUGGAGAGCCAAUCCCUUACCGAACAUCAGUCAAAGGUCGUGUCGUAACUUUGGGCCAGUUCAAGGAGCUUCUUACCAAAAAGGGUCGUUACAGGUUCUACUUUAAAAAAGUGAGCACUGAGUUCGACUGUGGUGUCGUGUUCGAGGAGGUCCGUGACGACGACGCCAUCUUGCCCAUCUUUGAGGAGAAGAUUGUUGGGAAAGUGGAGAAGGUCGACUGAAAUUCAAGGACAGGACGUAGGAAAGAUCAUUGUCAAGAGAGGAGACGGGAAGAAAAACGUUCAGAAAUCGGACGUCGGGAAGUAAAAGAAGUAGAAAAAUGGAUGGAGUGAUGUGUGACAGAAGGGAGGCCGUGUUGCGUAGAAGGAGCUCGAGGUUUUGGAAGGUGGUUAGAGAAGUGGAGGCCUGCGUCGACGCCUGGAAUAAAACAAAGGAGGAGAUGCUGGUCCAGAUGAUGCAGGAGCGGAGAAGGAGUGCAAAAUAUUUCAUCUGUUAUGUCUUCAUUGUGGACUUUCUGAAAGGAGUGAAGGAAAAAAAAAACACGAGGGAAGGGCCGGGACUCUUGCUCCCGGAAGAAGAGAGGAUAAAGUAAGUCUUCCACUUCUGCUCUGGAGGGAGUCGGUCCUCCGCAGACCAUUACGAUGCUGCUACAUUACCACAGAAACUUUUCAAUCGGUGCUGGAGACAGUGAGAGAAGCAGUUUUGUUCCUUUCAGGAGUCGAACUGCCUUUUGUUGUCUCUAUUCCUGAUCAGCUGGGGACAGGGGAGGAGGGCGAGGACAGUGGGACAUUCAGCCUGUUUCUCAUUUUGUUGACUUCAUAGCCUCAAAACAGAGUACCUUGUUCUCCUAGCUGUCACAAGGUGAUCUCACAAUAACACACUCAAGAUUACAGUCGUUUGCAUAACCUGUUUACCAAAGCUACAUAUUUUUGAUAAGACAAGUAUUCUAGCUACUUGUUUUUUUUAUUUGUAUACAUACCAGGCAGGUACUAUUACUUAUUACAGCAGCUUAAUUUUGUCAUAUCUCAGUUUAAUAUUGUAUUAUUGUCUGUGUUUAUGAAAGUAGCUCCUUAGUCACGUCUAAGCAGCGGUUCUUUCUCUCUUUUUUUAAAAAAUCUUAUUAACCCACUUCUGGAUGGUUGACCUGUGAAUCGAGGUUUCUCUCUUUUUUUUUAAGGAUUUUUGAGGCUGACUUUUUAUUUUUUACUUUCCUCACCUUCAGGAUACUAUAAAACAACCUCUAAAUUCAUACCUGGUCUAAUCCUCUCAUGUAAACCUGCAAAUGGUCGUUUUAGGAGUCUCUUUGAAUGUGAGGUUUAUGAGGCAUGUGUUGUCAGCGUGCA
Messenger RNA from Austrofundulus limnaeus, 4298 nucleotides. Its product is annotated as axin-1. Gene Ontology annotation, biological process: positive regulation of proteasomal ubiquitin-dependent protein catabolic process; positive regulation of protein kinase activity; cell development. Lineage: Eukaryota; Metazoa; Chordata; Actinopteri; Cyprinodontiformes; Rivulidae. Gene Ontology annotation, cellular component: nucleus; plasma membrane; beta-catenin destruction complex. Bases 528 to 3176 code for a protein of 882 amino acids. The transcript has 15 exons. Gene Ontology annotation, molecular function: I-SMAD binding; molecular adaptor activity; identical protein binding. The record is from RefSeq and is a predicted model, not a curated record.